Messenger RNA from Symbiodinium sp. CCMP2456, 1768 nucleotides. The record is from the annotation of a GenBank genome assembly. Lineage: Eukaryota; Dinophyceae; Suessiales; Symbiodiniaceae.
AUGCAUGUGCAUCAUCUUGGCUUCAUCGCAUUUGCUCUGGCCGGCGAGACAGCUGGUCUCCUGCAGAGAUGGGAGUGCGUGAAGAACCGUCCAUGCUCCAUCCAGUUGAGCAGCGAUAACGUCACAACCGAGGACAUCAUCCUUGUUGACGAUCAGACCGCUGACGAAGAUGGUGCCUGUCCGGUGUGCUCUGAGACGAGUCGCGGCUUAUGUCCCUGGCUGACGAGAGACAGUGGCAUUGACGAUACUGUCAUGUGCGAGGACGGAAGCUUUACUACACAGUGGGCAUGCCAGCUGUACGGCUCCGGAGAUCGUGUGCUUUGCCCACCCAAUACUGUAUUGUGUGCAAACAGGGCUUGCGGAGGAGGGCUGGACUUUUGCUGUGAGUCGCAGGCACCGGAUGAGGCCACCACCUGCUUGAUGAAUGGCGGGCCGCGUGGUUGCCCCUAUUUGGAUUUGACCGCCGGGCUAGCUGCCGUCCUCAAUACAACCCAUGGUUCUACUCGGACAGGCAUGCACAGCAUCUGCCGCUGCGGCCCGGAGCACUUCCUCAAUCGAACUCCUGGCAUGAGGCUGGGGAGUCUAAACAUUGUCGGCCCUUCGGACAGCCAAACGCACGUUUGUGCAUCGGACACAGCAGAGUGCAGUAUUCAGGAUCUCGGAGGCAUCGAGUCCGUCUCGACGACCUCUCUUGUGCAAGUGACAACUGCGAAAACCUGCUAUUCAGCGGACGUUGAAACACCAGAAUCCUUCAUCGAAUCUUUUCGCUUCCGGUGGAAUGUGGCCUGGAGUGGCCUCUACUUGCAUGGUGCAGGGGAGAGCGUCGCAGCCCAGCGCUGGCUGGCUGCACAGAGCCCUGGCGUCUACACGCUCUGCUGGUGCAACAACGACACGGCAGGGGUCUGCCAGUCGAUCUCAGAUUUUAACGUUUCGGUCGGGCAUCUGGCCCUGCGGGGGCCGAACAAGCAACAGACGAGGAUGGUGACAAUCGGAGAGGAUUUGGAGCUCCCUGUCUCGGGUGUUUGGAUCUCCACCAGCAGUAUUGUUCGCAUCCAGCCCAGCUGUGGAGACUCUCAAGUUCAGAGAUCACUGAAAUCUGAGUCUGUAAACUCAACUGGCGCCGAGCUCAUCUACAGCUUCGGCUUUGUCACGGAAGAUCAACUUCCUCCUGGAACAUACAGCCUAUGUUGGUGUGAACCAGAAUACAGUGCGAUUCCAGCAAUCACUUGCUCAAGCCCUGCAGAUUUUGUGACCUUCAUUUCAGAAGUUUAUGUUCGCUGCCCAGCCGGGCAGUUCAGUGCCAAUGAUGGUCCCUGCACAUCCUGCGCGAUGUUCUGGGAAGAGCCCAACAUUUUGCGAAACCAAUGCUCGGCAGAUGCACUAAACCUUGGCGCUGUUGUUGGCAUCCUUACCUGCUAUUUCAUCGGCUGGAUCGUGCUAUGGUAUCAGGUGGGAAUCCUUACUUCCAACGACAGCCAAGGCUGCAGAUGCCUAGGUCUGUCAGGUCGCAAGGUGCAUCUGGAGGAUAUCACCUCAAGCCUUUCCAAAAACGGUGACUCACUUGCCACGAUCACGACACGUGGACGCCAUUGCCUGUCUGCUCGCUUCGGCGCCUUCCCUAUCUACUUCUACCAAACAGGACACUACAUGCUUGACCGAAGACCCGAAGCUCGCAAGUUUCUGUACUCCGCGCGGCCACUGGGACCUCGCCGAUUGCAGCUCUUGGAUGAAACAGGCAAACCGGUUGGCGAAGCAGAGACAUCCCGGG